AUGACAAUCCAAGUCCAUAGCGGGUUUGCAAAAGAUGCGAUUCUGUUCAACCUGAAACAGAACAACGAAGUAAAAGAAAGCGCCGCACUUAGACACGACAUCGUGCUUCCAAAUAAAAUAUGCGUGGAUGUUGUCGACGCAAAUAUGGUCGAAUCAGAUAGGGACUACAACUUGUUGCUUCAGAGACGACAACACCAAACAGACGAUGAGACUGUUUAUGUCUUUGUGAUGUGCAGAAGUGCAACGAAGUUGGUGAGGCAACUGUGCAUGAAUCUUAGACCAACACAAACCUUUGUCGUUGUCCCGGUUGUUGAUGACGACAACGUUGUCGCGACAUGCAUAAACUCGCUUUUAAAAGCAAAACCUCAACAAAAAGUUGAACUUCCAAUUGUUGUAGAUGCUACAAGAAUUCUGCUACAACUGUCACACGCUGUUGAACUUGACUUGCUUGGUUUUGUGAAGACCAACCACCUUUCAAUUGCCGAUCUUUUCGACAAAAAAGUUUUAGAAAAAUGUGGAAUGUGUGCAGAGGACAUCGAUUCGUUGACAAAAGUUUUGUCAACAGAUCGUUUUUUGUUAUAA
Entamoeba invadens IP1 is the source of this 582-nucleotide messenger RNA. RefSeq lists its product as hypothetical. The transcript has a single exon. Bases 1 to 582 code for a protein of 193 amino acids. NCBI's taxonomy places the organism in Eukaryota, Evosea, Mastigamoebida, Endamoebidae. The record is from RefSeq and is a predicted model, not a curated record.